AUGCAAAGCUACACCGGAUCAGAAGACGAGUUAUACAGUAGCACUUUUGAAGAAGCUUUUGAAGAAAUGAACCAUUCCGACCCGCCAUCGGAAUCGGAGUCUGAAUUCGACUUUACCCCUCCGACGAAAGGCGACACAAACGCGUGCAAUUCCCUGCCGCAACAGGCCGUCCCAUCACAGUCCGGUCCUGAACCAUGCACGGUCGAAGUCUCGGAUCGCUACACUGUCAUUGAAGGUUACCUCGUCUUUAUCAACAAGAACGGCACCAAAGCCGUGCGUUCUUACAUUCCCCAAAGCAAUACUAUAAACAAGAGGGAGGGAGAAGUGCUUGAAAAACUGAACAUUAUAGAUAUGAACGAGUUAUACAACAGGUACAGCUACUCUGAUCUUAUUCCCUGCUCCUCAUCAAAAUUGUUUGACUACAUGGGGACAGAGACUGUUUCUGUUAUCGAAACGGAAUCAGGUUUCCAAAUUGCCAGUGGCCGCCAGAAGUCGGAGGCCAGGCCAAUGCAAGUCAUCCGCUACCGCCCUCUGCACAAAAAGAUCAAGUGUUUGUAUUAUGUCAGCCCCCAAGACACAAUCCAGAUCGCCACUAACAUCAAUUACGUUCCGAUAUCAACCGUCCGUGAGGUGGGAUUUUACAAGGAGAAACUGUGUUUGCAUAACUUGCGCUUUAACGACAACGACUUGGAACUUAUCGGCCUGUUCCUGAAGGAAAAUUCAUCCAUGCGGGACCGUAUCUCUUUCGUAUUUAUGAAGUUCUACACGGAAGUGUGUGCUGGAGUUGUCAAAACAAAUUACACCAGGGACAGAUAUGGGGAAAUCUGCCCCUUCCCACGCGAGGUCGCCUCUGCUACGCUAGCGGGCUAUGUCCAUAAUCUAACCGUCUUUUUAUAUCUAGACGAGGUUUCCGACAAGAUAAGUUGUGCCGAAAAAGCGGCAAGACCGAAGAAAACUGUGUCGCUGUUCGACGGUGCCUUGGGAGACGAGAUGCUUCUUCAAAAUGCACUAUACUGGAGGGAAAUCAUCACGAACAGCUCUCACACCGACUAUCUCAUUAGUCUCUGUCGGCUGGCCACCGUCAACCUCAACCGGGUCACUGCCGCGAAGGUCGAAUUUCUCUCGGUGUCCCAGUACCGCCACGUUCUGGAUGCCAUCAAGGCCUGGACAACGUAUUCUGCCUUGUACCCCCAAACCGUGGGCGAGUCCGAGGAUGUCAGUGACCUGUUCACGAAUAAGAAAUCACAAGCAUGGAAGUCACUUACCACAACGUACUCUCUGCUGUAUGACCAAUUGAAGACCGAAAACAGGAACAUCGUCAGAGAACUCGGACCUUUAAAUUGCAUUGUGGGAAACAAGAGCUUCUCGAGGGGCUAUCUCGUGGUAGCUCUAAGGCGACGUACCAAGCGCGAGUUUGAGAGAGCAUUGCAGGCGCUUAAUCGAUUCUUCAGCAAUAUCUUGAAGGUGGACAUUGUUGCAGAGCAACUACUCAGGGACCGGUCCAUCGAUGUUUCCGAAGACGUGCAGGCUGUUAAUUUGUCGUUUCUCAGACUUUUUGUAGGAAAUACCUUAACUAGUGUGCUUCCGUGCAAGAAGCGAGCAAUAUCUGACAGCGAAAAGAAAGAGGUUUUCCGCCUAGUCAACGUCUGUGCCCGUGCCAUUAUCUGGAUGAUAUUUAUCGGGACGGGCCUGCCAUAUCUGUUCCCAGAGAUCGUUCGACUAAAGUUUUCCGGGAGUGAUCGAAAUAUCUACAUCGAUCCGACCACCCGCGGUCUCGAGAUCCGGACAACGUCCUCGAUGGCUCAGACUAACAGGCGGUCGACUAAGUUGUUGGACACGACUACCUCCAACUACCUCUUCUUCUACAUAAUGAUCAUAGUUUCGCUGCGCAACGAUGUGGUUGGUUCGGAGUUUGCGGGUAUGUCCCGAGAUCUCUACAAUGAGAUGGGGUCGAAGGUACCGACCCCUCCCAACAAAGGUACAGACAUGGUCGCUGUGUCGCUCUCGGACAGAGAUUACUCCUAUCAAGUUAUUCACACCUUUUUAUUUGCUGAUGUGCUUGCCGGGAAAUUGCUUAAAUACGAGCAGUUUAACAGAAGGACCGGUCAGUAUCCUCGCUCAGUUCAUAAAAACGCUUGCUUGAACUUCAGGGAGCUCCGUUAUGGGAUUAUGUACUUCAUGCGGAAGCACGCAAAUAUGGAGAAGAUAACUCUGGCCGUCAAUGCUGUUGAGGAGUAUGCUGGAUACAUUGCCGUCACUGGUAGCCGGGUCUAUGACCGCAAUGACAGUGCUAAAUCCUUCAUAGACUCCGAAAUAGCGUUGGCCUGGCAUAGGUUCCUUGGUCUUGAAAUGACUAGGGAAGUGACGGCAGCAAAAAAGGAGGAAAGCGAUAAGAGAAAAUACCGGCCACAGGGAUCUCCAGGGGAUUUGGUCGUUGCUGGGCGGCUGCUAUAUGGCGAAACCUUUUUGUUUAGGAAGGGACAACAGGACGUGGCUAAUGCAGUAUAUCUGGGUACUGAACAUUUGAUUCCAGUCCAGGCCCCACCAGGUUCUGGGAAGACAGUACUGUUUCAGAUUCCAUUGAUUGCUGUGAAGAAGAGGAAUUCGGUACCGAAGGUGGUGUCUUUUGUGUUUGUGCCGUACAUUCCGUUGAAGGCCAACAUGAUUGACCGCUUGAAAACGAGGGGAAUACUAGAUGUCGGGGAUGUAAUUGAACUGUGGCGGAAUGGAGACAGCAUCGAGGAGCGAACACUAACCGCUGAUGUAUAUGUUGGAACCUUCCGCGAUAUGGGCACUGAUGCCUGUAAAAGGCUAAUCGGCGGCUGGUACCAAAAUUUCAAAAAGACCUUUUUGGGAUUAAUUGUAGUCGAUGAGGUCCAAAACUUCAAAUCCGUACUCGGCUUCGGGUCAAAAUUGUACAAAUCAAUUUGUCAAAUUAAUUUUGGUUUAGCGUGGAAAGUCGUGGUUUUAUCCAGCACGAUCGGGUGGCAAGGGUUUGCGAAACCUCUGCAGAGAAUAGGGUUCGAGACGCCAUUAACCACGGAGCUAUCAUUGGACUCAAAGUGCUACGUCCACAACUUAGUAGAUGAAAUGCCACUUGCUAGUUCUGUCAAGUGGUUUGCAGAGUGUGCCUCGUCCAAAUUGUGUCUGGAAAGGGCUGUAAUACUGGUGAACCAAUUUAUGGCCUCCGAAGAAAAGUCGAAGGCUAUUCUGGUUUGCCGCACAAGGGAACAGGUAGGCAUACUUGCAAGAGAUCUAGUUGCGCACGAUUCGCUUUACAUUCAUGAUCAACUGAGCGAUGUAGAUCAGGGACACGCCAUGCGAGUGUUCACCGAAGAUCCGUCAAAAAGGGUACUCAUCGGCACAAAGGACGUGACCGAGGGUAUUGAUGUGCAGAACUUACAGCUUGUCGUCCUCGUCGAUUAUCUCCCUUCAGUCGAGGUGUUUGUUCAGGCUGCCGGAAGGAUACGAGGAGACGGAUUAUGUAUAGUCCUUUGGUCGUCCUCCAGUAAUGACGGCGCUCCUGGCAGACUAACCCCUGGGUGCUUAACCCCACAGCUGAAUAGUUUUUACGUGUUGAGUCAAAAAGGGCAUGUGGGCUGCUGUGGGGACUACAAUACGAAGAACCUUCGCCCAGUUGAAUUUGUCGAGCGGGUGUUCCCAAAAAUGGUGGAGUUUCCCAUACUGAACAAGAACCAAUGGGAGGCAUUCGAUGACGAGCGGUUGCCCAGAACAUUAUCUACGAGAAAGUCGUCACUUACUUCAGAAUCGAAUAGCGUCACAGGUUCACAUUCUGGCUACUCCUUCGAAAGGUCCCGGACCGACCCGACCACACUCUUUACCGUCCCGCCGAUUGCCACCCCCGCCCAAAUACGGAUGGCAAGCAAAUACCCAGCAGUCCACCUGGAACGCCUUCACCAAGCGAACCGCCAGUGA
This is a messenger RNA of Huiozyma naganishii CBS 8797, 3936 nucleotides long. RefSeq lists its product as uncharacterized. Gene Ontology annotation, cellular component: nucleolus. Gene Ontology annotation, molecular function: nucleic acid binding; ATP binding. The record is from RefSeq and is a predicted model, not a curated record. NCBI's taxonomy places the organism in Eukaryota, Fungi, Ascomycota, Saccharomycetes, Saccharomycetales, Saccharomycetaceae. Bases 1 to 3936 code for a protein of 1311 amino acids. The transcript has a single exon.